This is a messenger RNA of Racocetra persica, 166 nucleotides long. NCBI's taxonomy places the organism in Eukaryota, Fungi, Glomeromycota, Glomeromycetes, Diversisporales, Gigasporaceae. The record is from the annotation of a GenBank genome assembly.
CAAGUUGAUGAGCAAAUAUUCGCUCAAUUUAAGCAGUUAUAUUUAAUUUUUAAAAAGCUUGAUAUGAGUUCUAAUGAAAUUAAAACCAGACUAGAUUGCUUGGAAAGGUACCAAGAAGAACAAGAGAAUGAUCUCUCUAUACAAGUAAUAGAUAUAAGUAUUUUUG